Messenger RNA from Letharia columbiana, 1668 nucleotides. RefSeq lists its product as uncharacterized. The record is from RefSeq and is a predicted model, not a curated record. Gene Ontology annotation, biological process: steroid metabolic process. The transcript has a single exon. Gene Ontology annotation, molecular function: Delta24(24-1) sterol reductase activity; FAD binding. Bases 1 to 1668 code for a protein of 555 amino acids. Gene Ontology annotation, cellular component: cytoplasm; membrane. NCBI's taxonomy places the organism in Eukaryota, Fungi, Ascomycota, Lecanoromycetes, Lecanorales, Parmeliaceae.
AUGAGGCCUCACACACCUGCAUGGGUUUCCAACGGGCGACCAAUUUGGGUUACGUUCCCAGUGCAACCGAGGGGUUCUCCCUUCCUACAGUGUCGCAAGAGUAUUCGAGGUCUCUCCACAGCGAAAGCAGGCGCGUUUGUAUACAGCCACGACAGGGCCGUUGAACGCAUCUCAGCCAGCGUGAGAGAGUUCUAUGAUCGGAAGCAGAAGUUCCGCAUCUUCCAUGGCUCUACAAACAGUACACGGCAGUCUACUGUUACACACAAAAACAUCAUCGACACGAGCUCCCUCUCCCACGUCCUCGAAAUCAAUACCGAAAAGCAGACUGCCUUAGUCGAGCCAAACGUGCCGAUAGACAGACUAGUGGAGGAGACAAUCAAACAUGGACUGGUGCCGCCUGUGGUUAUGGAGUUCCCUGGCAUCACAGCAGGGGGUGGUUAUGCUGGGACAUCAGGGGAGAGCAGUUCUUUCAAGCAUGGAUUCUUCAACCGAACGAUCAAUAAUGUCGAGAUGGUGCUUGCGGAUGGGGAAGUUGUUAGAUGCUCAAAAUAUGAGAAGCCCGAUCUCUUUCAUGGUGCAGCUGGCGCCGUUGGUAGUUUGGGCGUCAUAACUUUGGUCGAACUGCAACUCCGCCAAGCCAAAAAAUACGUCGAAACAGUGUACCAUCCCGUAUCAAGUGUGGCUGAAGCUAUAGAGAAGAUUGGAAAGGUCACAAUGGAUCCUGAGCUUGACUAUGUGGAUGGUAUCUUGUACUCGAAAACCCAGGGCGCCGUCAUUACUGGCCGGAUGACCGAUGUUCCCAAUCAGAACGUCCGGGUUCAACGCUUCAGUGACGCCAAGGAUCCCUGGUUCUACCUCCAUGUACAAGACGCAAUCACAAAGACGAGUGGUCCAACCACAGAGAUGAUUCCAAUGGCUGAAUAUCUUUUUCGCUACGACCGUGGAGGCUUCUGGGUUGGAGCUCUCGCCUUCGAUUACUUCAAAAUGCCCUUUAACGACUAUACACGCUGGUGGCUUGAUGAUUUUGUGCACACACGCAUGAUGUACACGGCUUUACAUGCCAGUGGACAAUCCAAGAAAUGCAUAAUCCAGGACUUAGCGUUGCCAUUUUCAACGGCCGAGCAGUUCGUCGACUAUACGGACAAGGCGUUCGGUAUCUAUCCCCUCUGGCUUUGCCCUCUGCGCCAGACCAAAUUGCCAACCAUGCAUCCUCAUGUGAAUGAGAUGGAAGCAGACGGUCACACCCUGAAGCCUAUGCUUAAUAUUGGCCUCUGGGGACUCGGUCCACCUCAACCGGAUGACUUCGUGCAAGCUAAUCGUGACCUCGAGCGGAAGCUCCGCGAGUUGGGCGGGAUGAAGUGGCUUUAUGCGCAAACGUAUUAUACCGAAGAUGAGUUCUGGCAGAUGUACGAUCGGAAGUGGUAUGAUGCCUUGCGCGAAAAGUACAAUGCGACCUCCUUGCCAAGCGUCUACGAGAAAGUGAAAGUCAAUAUCAACGCCGAGAAAGUGGCAAUGAUUGCGCCUCUAGGCUCCUCCCUUCUCAGCACAUGGCCUUUCAGUGGUCUCUACGGUAUCAAAAAGGCUAUUGAUAGCGGUGCAUAUCUCCAGGCCAGAACAUCAGCAUGGAGAUCGAUUGGGGAGGGAGACCGAUUUGGUACAAAUAGGUGA